UCCGUACUACAACUCCCACAAUGCACCGGGUCUCGCCCUUCAACGCUCUAAUGCAAGUCUGACAGCAGCACCACUCGCACUCAAACUCGUGAAAUGCGCAAGUAAAUCAGCUUAAAGUCGCGGAAAAUGAAAUAAAAUGUGUUUAAACGAAUCUCCUGCAAAACUGUGUCGCCUGCAGGCGCGCUUUAGUUUGACGCGAGCGGGUUUGUAGUGUGGAUGGUGACUGACUGGCUGCCUGCUGUAUGUGAGUGGAUGGUGACUGGAGUUUAUCACUUCAUCAUAUGUUUGUUUAUGAGCUUAGAAGACCAGCAGCAUAGGAAUGUUUGAGCACAUCGUCACCAGAUUCCGUUAAAGUCGGUGUUAUUCUCGUGAAUUUACCCAGAGAGCUACAAUAGGUGCUGUCCGACAGUCAGGUUUGUUGUGUGUGUGUGUGUGUGCUUGCUGGGCCUGCCAGCCCACUCUGCGUUGGCGUCUAUGAAUGGAUCAGGUUGGAAUGGGGAACGCAGAACACCAGGGGGCGCUGUCAAAGGGCGAAGUGCUGCCAUUCCCUGCCUCCAGCCAAUCAGAGGGUUUUAAUCAGGGUCACACAGUCUUGAACUCUCUACUCUCGGGGGCGUUUGCAGGAGCCGUGGCCAAAACAUCCAUCGCCCCGCUGGACCGAACCAAGAUUAUCUUCCAAGUGUCGUCAAAUAGAUUCUCUGCUAAGGAGGCGUACAGGUUGAUUUACCGAACGUAUCUGAAGGAUGGCUUCUUCAGUCUGUGGAGGGGAAACUCGGCCACGAUGGUGCGAGUUAUUCCAUACGCAGCCAUCCAGUUCUGCGGUCAUGAACAAUACAAGAGGAUUCUGGGACAGUAUUACGGCUUCCAGGGCAAAGCUCUGCCUCCUGUGCCGCGGCUGCUGGCCGGUUCGCUGGCAGGAACCACAGCUACCAUGAUCACAUAUCCUCUGGACAUGGUCCGAGCUCGCAUGGCCGUCACACCCAAAGAGAUGUACAGUAACAUCCUGCAGGUGUUCGUCCGAAUCUCUCGUGAAGAGGGGCUUCAGACGCUCUACAAAGGCUUCACUCCCACAAUCCUCGGCAUCAUGCCGUACGCGGGACUCAGCUUCUUCACCUACGAGACCUUCAAGAAAAUCCACUCUGAGCACACGGGCCGCUCUCAGCCGUUCUCGUACGAGCGUCUGGCGUUCGGUGCAUGCGCAGGAUUGAUCGGUCAGUCGGCCUCUUACCCGCUGGACGUGGUGCGCAGACGCAUGCAGACGGCGGGGGUCACUGGACGCACCUACAGCAGCAUCUCGGGCACCAUACGGGACAUCGUGAGGGAGGAGGGCGUGAUCCGUGGCCUCUACAAGGGCCUGAGCAUGAACUGGGUCAAAGGGCCCAUCGCUGUCGGCAUCAGCUUCAUGACCUUUGACCUCAUGCAGGUCCUGCUGAGCAAACUUCAGCAGUUCAACCACAGCGCGCGGUAGCUAAAAAACAACAUUUUAUAGCUUUUUUGUUUUUAACCUGAGCAAAUGCUGCCAGUGAGGAGGACGGGAAAUGCCUGGGGUUAUUUGACUAGUUUAAAGUUCUGUUUUACGAUGCAAAAACAUCAUAUGCACAGCAAAUAUAAUGGUAGUUUAGUCUUGUUUUCCAAUACAGAUGUAUAAACAUUUUUAAAUUAAGAUGCAUUUACUUGAGAAUCAGAAUUUCUCAAAAUGAGAUGAGUUUACGCUUCAAACAAGAAGAACAAAUAUCUGCCAAAAGGGUCAGAAACAAGUUCUUACUUCAAAGUGAGAGCUAAAUAAUUUUUCUUACUCCACUGGCACGUGUUUAUUCUUGUUUUACUUCAUUUUGAUGAAUUAUUAAAAAAACAAUUGUGCAUCUUUUUGCAUGUAUCUUGUUUUAAUAGUGUUUCGAAUUUGUACGGGAAAGCAAGACAAGAACACUGGUCAAGAAGCUGAUUUCUGCGGGGUGUGUUUGGUACAGAGACGCGCUGAAUGUUCAUCUCUCCACACAUGCAUUUUGAGUUUACAGCUGUGUGUGUGUGUGUGUGUGUCUGUGUGUGUGUGUGUGUGUGUGUGUGUGUGCAGCAUCUUGCACAUAUAUGAAUCUGUGGCUGGAGAGAGAAAGCAGAUGCAUACACAUAAACAAAUAAACCAAUAACAAUGUUACUGACUGCUGUAACUAACCAAUGAUCAACUAGUUGUUCAGAUUAUAAAAAAAAAAAAAAAAAAGUUAGGUCUUUAAUCAUUGUCAUGUUUGUUCAUUUACUGAGAUGAGCAGUUAUAAAAUACACCAUUACUCACAGUGACUGUAUUACAUUAUUGAUACAGUAUUGAUUCAGUGAGGAAUAUUCAUUCAUUACAAAUGUGUCAGAAUCUGACCUGUUUUACAUUUUAAACUGAACAAACCAGUUUGCAUAUCUUUCUUUAUAACAAAUAACAUUUAUUUGGCUAUUUUCUCAUCUCAUUUAGUGGCAUUCAGACAUUUUAAAUGUUUUAAGACACUUCUUGUGGACGUCGUAUUUACUCAUGACUCAUUUCUGAACGAACUAAGACCCAUACUAACCUGAAAAUCGCAGAAAAGCAUAAUGAUUGUCAUCCAGAUGGCAUUUAAAAUGUUGUAAAUGGCAUUAAAUGCACUGUAAACGUUAACCAACAUCCCAGGCAUCGAAUGAACCGCUGAUUCAAUUGAUUCGACUCAAAGAUUCAAUGUUUCGAGUCACGGGUGAUCUGCUUGUUCAUUGGAGAUUCAGUUCUGGACCCUGUCAGUGUUUGACAGCAGAUUUCAUGUUUAUUGAAAUGUUUCGGUGCAGAAUCGUUUGCUGGUGGGAUUCAUUGUGGAGUUCGUUACAAAAUGAUUCGUGUUAAAGUGAUUCAUUCUCUCGGGUUCAAAGGAAUCGAACAAAUCUCUCACUGAAAUGACUCGUUUGGAAGAGUCUUGAGUCAAGACUAUUGUUUGUUAAUUUAAAUGAUUCGUGGCAAAUGAAUGUAUAUUAAACUAAUGACACUGUAA
Carassius auratus (goldfish) is the source of this 2996-nucleotide messenger RNA. Its product is annotated as mitochondrial coenzyme A transporter SLC25A42-like. The transcript has 8 exons. The coding region runs from base 479 to 1468 and encodes 329 amino acids. The record is from RefSeq and is a predicted model, not a curated record. NCBI's taxonomy places the organism in Eukaryota, Metazoa, Chordata, Actinopteri, Cypriniformes, Cyprinidae. Gene Ontology annotation, cellular component: mitochondrial inner membrane. Gene Ontology annotation, biological process: transmembrane transport.